CCGGCAGGAUGACGAAGAAGUUUGAAUUCAACUGGCAGAUCCCGGUGCCGGAACCGCUCCUCACCGGAUGCGUGUUCGAUCGCUGGACGGAGGAGAAGGACAACAACGAGCUGGAACCGAACUGCAUGUUUAAGGUGGACGAGUACGGGUUCUUCAUCUACUGGAAAAGCGAGGGCCGGGAAGGUGACGUUAUUGAGUUAUGUCAAGUGAGCGAUAUCAGAGCGGGCGGAAUGCCAAAGGACAUGAAGCUGUACAAUCAACUGUGCAACAAGCACGGUGAAAAUGUGGAGGAAAAAUCUCUGACCAUCUGUUCCGGCACGGACUACAUCAACAUCAACUAUCAGCAUGUCGUCUGUCCGGACGCAGCGACGGCCAAGAUCUGGGUGGAUGGUUUGCGCAAAAUCACUCACAACGGCAAGGCCAACAAUUUCUGUCCAAUGACAGCUCUCAAAAAGCAUUGGAUGAGAUUGGGUUUUCUAGUCGAUCCGCGUGGAAAAGUGCCAGUCAAGGUGGUUGCCCGAACAUUCGCUUCCGGCAAAACAGAAAAACUAGUCUAUCAGAUUCUUUCCGAUCUGGGUCUGCCGAGCGGUAAGAACGACGUGAUCGAGAAGGCUGACUUUACGUUUGAAAAGUUCUACGAACUAUACCACAAGAUCUGUCCCCGUAACGACAUCGAAGAGCUCUUCCGGUCCAUCACGCAGGGUAAAGCGAAUGCUAUCAAUCUGGACCAGUUUAUCAACUUUCUUAAUGAAAAGCAGCGUGAUCCAAGGUUGAACGAGAUCCUCUACCCGUUGUACGAUGAAAAGCGAGCACUCGAAAUUAUUACCACGUACGAGCAAAAUGAUGAAGCUCGGGAAGCAAAAACCCUCACCAAGGACGGCCUGAUUCGGUACCUUAUGUCGGACGAGAAUGCGCCCGUCUUUCUUGACCGGCUCGACAUCUACAUGGACAUGGAUCAACCACUGUCUCACUACUACAUCAACUCGUCUCACAACACGUACCUGUCCGGACGUCAGUUCGGUGGCAAAAGCUCGGUCGAGAUGUACCGUCAAACGUUGCUGGCCGGCUGUCGGUGCGUCGAGCUGGAUUGUUGGGAUGGUAAGGGCGAAGACGAAGAACCGAUCAUCACCCACGGUAUGGCCAUGUGUACCGAUAUCCUGUUUAAGGAUGUGAUUUACGCGCUGCGUGAUACCGCGUUCGUCACAUCCGAUUAUCCGGUAAUCCUGUCGUUUGAAAAUCAUUGCUGCAAAUCGCAACAGUACAAGUUGGCCAAGUACUGUGACGAGAUUCUAGGCGAUCUACUACUAAAGGAACCGAUUCCCGACUUUCCGCUUGAUCCGGGUGCACCACUACCGCCACCAUCCGCCCUCAAACGGAAGAUCCUCAUAAAAAAUAAGCGCCUAAAGCCGGAAGUUGAAAAGAAGGAGCUCGAGCUGUUCCUGCAGGGUGAGUUUGUGAUUGAAGACGAAGUGAAGGAGGAUGCGAGUGCGGUGGUAGAUGCGACGAAAAUUGCGGAACUAGCAGCCCCCGCAGCAACCGCCGUAGCACCGGUAGCAGCCGCAGCCGCCUCACAGGACGGUGGCGAAGAAGCACCACCAAUCCAGUACACCGGUUCCACCACCAACGUCCAUCCGUGGCUGUCGUCGAUGGUGAACUACGCGCAGCCGGUUAAAUUUCAAACGUUCGAUUAUGCGGAAAAGAAAAACGUCCACCACAAUAUGUCCUCGUUCGCGGAGACGACUGGCAUGAAUCUGCUAAAGUCGCAAGCCAUCGAGUUUGUCAACUACAACAAGCGACAGAUGUCACGCAUCUAUCCGAAAGGUACGCGGGCCGAUUCGUCCAACUACAUGCCGCAGGUGUUCUGGAAUGCGGGCUGCCAGAUGGUGUCACUUAACUUCCAAACGUCCGAUCUGCCGAUGCAGCUAAAUCAGGGCAAGUUCGAGUACAACGGCAACUGUGGCUACCUGUUGAAACCGGAUUUCAUGCGACGUGCCGAUCGUAGCUUCGACCCAUUUGCGGACGCACCGGUCGAUGGUGUGAUUGCGGCGUCCUGCGCGGUACAAGUCAUUGCCGGCCAGUUCCUUUCGGACAAGAAGGUCGGCACGUACGUUGAAGUGGACAUGUACGGUUUACCAUCCGACACCGUGCGCAAAGAGUUCCGUACGCGCAUGGUCCCGGCUAACGGACUAAACCCGGUGUACAACGAGGAACCAUUUCUUUUCCGUAAGGUAGUGCUGCCCGAUCUGGCCGUGUUGCGGUUCGGUGUGUACGAUGAAAAUGGUAAGCUGCUCGGUCAGCGCAUACUACCGCUGGACGGUUUGCAGGGCGGUUAUCGGCACAUCUCGCUCCGUACCGAGGCUAACUUCCCGAUGUCACUGCCCAUGCUGUUCUGUAACAUUGAGCUAAAAAUCUACGUACCGGACGGGUUCGAAGAUUUCAUGGACGCACUGUCGGAUCCGCGUGCCUUCAUGGGUGCCGCGAAGGAGCGUUCGGACAACAUGAAGGCGAUGGGUAUCGAGGAAACGGGCAAGAAGGAAAAGGAAGAGCAGGCCCGCAAAGAGGAGCAGCGCGUAACGGAACCACCGCUCGUGUUCGAUCCGAUUACGGUCGAUUCGUUGCGACAGGAGAAGGGCUUCCAGAAGACGGCCAAAAAGCAGCAGAAGGAGCUGGACGCGGUGAAGAAGAAGCACGCGAAGGAACGGGCCGGUGUGCAGAAGCAACAGAACGCAGCGAUCGAGCGACUGAUCAAGGGCAAAAGUAAGGACGAGAUUAAGGCCGACCCGGCCGUACGCAAGCUUAUUCAAGAACAAAACACCCAGUGGACGGAGAUGGCCGAACGGCACAAGAAGGAGGAGUGGGAGCUGCUGAAGCAGCAGCUCGCCGACCAGCAGGACAUAUUGCGCAAGCUGAUGGAGACGACGCAGGCCUCGCAGAUGAAGCAGCUCGAGGCGAAACAUGAGCGCGAGAUUAAGGAGCUGAACAGCAGACAGGCGAAGAUCUCGGUCGAAACGUCGAAGGAGGUCGCGAACGACAAAACGCUCAAGACCAAGGGCGAGAAAGAUCGGCGGCUGCGCGAGAAGAAGCAAAACAACAUCAAGCGGUUCAUGGACGAGAAAAAGACUGCCACCAUCAAGCAGAAUCGGGAGAAGGAAAAGCUGAAAGUGACCCACGACAAGCAGCUGGAGGAGUUGGCGAACGAUGUGCAAAAGCUGUCGGCUAGCGGCUGUAAGCUUAUUAGUAGCGGCAGUAGUACUAGCAUUAGUGGCGAUCAAAAGUCAACCAGCGCCGGAAGCAACGCAUCUGUACCGGCGUCGCCAGUGGUUACGGUGGCGCCCGUCCCAUUUCGUAGCUUCUCCACCAUUCCACCACCGUCCGCGCAACAUCUGAUCCGAUUGAACACGAUCGAGGAAGCGCGAAAGCGCGAAGAAGCCAAACAAUCCGACUGUCCCUGCAUUUGUUCGUGACGACUGUUGGUGGUCGUG
Molecule: messenger RNA, 3482 nt
Organism: Anopheles maculipalpis
Lineage: Eukaryota; Metazoa; Arthropoda; Insecta; Diptera; Culicidae
Gene: norpA
Product: 1-phosphatidylinositol 4,5-bisphosphate phosphodiesterase
Exons: 11
Coding region: 9-3464 (1151 amino acids)
Biological process (GO): lipid metabolic process; phosphatidylinositol-mediated signaling
Molecular function (GO): phosphatidylinositol-4,5-bisphosphate phospholipase C activity; calcium ion binding
Source: RefSeq, a predicted model, not a curated record